GAUGUCAUCCUGAGCAGCUGGGCGGCGGGUGCCGGUGCGCACGGAGCCGAGCCGGGGCUCCCGUUGCGCUGCACCGCGUUGGGUCGGAGUCCCAGGACUUCAGCGGAGAUCCGCGCGCUGCGACGGCCGGUGCAGAGCCCGCCGAGCGCCCAGUCCCGGCCCGGGGCUGAGUUGGGGGCAUGCUCUAGCCGCCCCCCCGGAGCCCGGGAGAGAACCCAGGAGCGCCGCCGCCCAGCCCCAGCGCCCCGAGCGGAACCGCUGCGAAGGGGCCCUGAACGGCCGUCGCCCUCCCUACGGGCAGCCCCCGGGGGUUGGCGACCGAAGUCUAGGUUUUCGAGAAGUGAGUGUCCCCCACCCCAUGAGGUUUGGGGGGCCAGGAAGGAGGAGCUGAGGUGGGGGAGGGUGCCAGGUUCUAGGAGCGGGGUGGCAUCGGGACAGCACCUCCAGUCUUGGGGUUGUCCCAAGUGGCCGGGAUUAGUGGAGCAGCGAUGCGUUCCAUUCUGAAAGGGGCAGGGAUGACGAUCGGGGCUCCAUUCUGAGUCGGGGCUGGCUUGGGGGAUAGGCCCUAUUCUGGGAGGGGUUGUUUUGGAGGCUUUCUGUCUGAGAGAAGGGAGGGACAUGUCCAGGAUGGGAGGGGGCUGCACCCCUAUUUUAGGGUCUGGGCAAGGAUAGGAGGGAAAAGACCUGGGCACUCCACGCAGCCUCCCGGCUCUCCUGAGGAACUGAUGGGCUUUCUCUGUCUCUUUCUUGCUGAUCUUUCUGCCUGACUUCGUUUUCAAAAGAGCCAGGGUGGGAACCCUAACUGGACUCUUCGGGACCCCCAGGAAGGAUCUGAGGCCUGAGCCAUCCUCCUUUCUACCCUGUCUGCCCCCCAGGACUGGGCAGUUGCAGGAGGCCCUGGGGGGGGGCCCAGGACUGUGGUUGUGCCCCCCCCCCAAAGGCCGGACAGGAUGGGACCAAGUUAGUCUGUCCAGUCUCACCCAGCACCUCCCAGGCCCAGAGAGAACCCCCGGGGCUCUGAAAGCUUGCCCUGCCGCCUGACCGCCAUGGAGACGAAGCUGCCCCCUGCAAGCACCCCCACUAGCCCCUCCUCCCCCGGGCUGUCGCCUGUGCCCCCACCCGACAAGGUGGACGGCUUCUCCCGCCGUUCCCUCCGCAGAGCCCGGCCCCGCCGCUCCCACAGCUCCUCUCAGUUCCGCUAUCAGAGCAACCAGCAAGAGCUCACACCGCUGCCCCUGCUCAAAGAUGUGCCGGCUUCCGAGCUGCACGAGCUGCUGAGCCGGAAGCUGGCCCAGUGUGGGGUGAUGUUUGACUUCUUGGACUGUGUGGCCGACCUCAAGGGGAAGGAGGUGAAGCGGGCAGCCCUCAACGAGCUGGUGGAGUGUGUGGGGAGCACCCGGGGUGUCCUCAUCGAGCCCGUCUACCCAGACAUCAUCCGCAUGAUCUCAGUGAAUAUCUUCCGGACUCUGCCGCCCAGUGAGAACCCUGAAUUUGACCCUGAAGAGGAUGAGCCCAAUCUUGAGCCUUCGUGGCCACACCUGCAGCUGGUAUAUGAGUUUUUCCUGCGUUUCUUGGAGAGCCCAGACUUCCAGCCCUCCGUGGCCAAGAGAUAUGUGGAUCAAAAGUUUGUCCUGAUGCUCCUGGAGCUAUUUGAUAGUGAGGAUCCCCGGGAGCGUGAGUACCUCAAGACCAUCCUGCACCGGGUCUAUGGCAAGUUCCUGGGUCUCCGGGCCUACAUCCGCAAACAGUGCAACCACAUCUUCCUCCGGUUCAUCUAUGAAUUCGAGCACUUCAAUGGUGUGGCUGAGCUGCUGGAGAUCCUAGGAAGCAUCAUCAAUGGCUUUGCGCUGCCCCUGAAGACGGAGCACAAGCAGUUCCUGGUUCGCGUCCUGAUCCCCCUGCACUCUGUCAAGUCGCUGUCUGUCUUCCAUGCCCAGCUGGCAUACUGUGUGGUGCAGUUCCUGGAGAAGGAUGCCACUCUGACAGAGCACGUGAUCCGGGGGCUGCUCAAAUACUGGCCAAAAACCUGCACCCAGAAGGAGGUGAUGUUUCUGGGGGAGAUGGAAGAGAUUCUUGAUGUCAUCGAGCCCUCCCAGUUUGUGAAGAUCCAGGAGCCCCUUUUUAAGCAGGUGGCUCGCUGUGUUUCCAGCCCCCAUUUCCAGGUUGCAGAGCGGGCUCUGUAUUUCUGGAACAAUGAGUAUAUCCUAAGCCUCAUUGAGGACAACUGCCACACUGUGCUGCCUGCUGUGUUUGGGACCCUCUACCAAGUCUCCAAGGAGCACUGGAACCAAACCAUCGUAUCACUGAUCUACAAUGUGCUCAAGACCUUCAUGGAGAUGAAUGGGAAGCUGUUUGAUGAGCUCACAGCCUCCUACAAGCUGGAAAAGCAGCAGGAGCAGCAGAAGGCCCAGGAGCGUCAGGAGUUAUGGCAAGGUCUGGAGGAGCUGCGGCUACGCCGGCUACAGGGGACCCAGGGGGCCAAGGAGGCCCCCCUCCAGCGGCUUACACCCCAGGUGGCCGCCAGUGGGGGUCAGAGCUAGACAGCACCUCAGAAGGGGAAAAGCUAAACCCAGAGCUGUCAGUCCCUCUAUCCCUUCUCCUGUCCAGGGGCCCAGAGAGAAACACACCUACCCCUGGCCUUGCCAGAGUGGCUUCUGAGGACUCCCUGCCCAGCCCAGCUUUCACUGGGGGGAGACGAGGAGAGGCAAUGGUGGUCUUGGCAACAGAAUGCUCAGCCCCUCGUGGCAGGACUUGACAAGGGCAAGCUUGACCAGGAAGCUGCCAUCAGGGAUCUUCCCCUGCCCCGCAAAGCUAGGCUCCAGCUGCAGGCGGGCUCCCACCCUCUGCUCCUGGCCUUGGGCAAGGGCACUCAGCGCCUCGCCUGCCCCUGCCUUGGCCAAUGCGAGGUCCUUCCUUAUCCCCACCAUGGGGUCCAUGGUCUAUUUAUUCUCGCCCAGCUCACCCUCUACACAGACACUGUCCUGGGUGCACACUCCUCCCUUCCCUCGCUGUGUACUUCCUUGUCCCCUUUUUAUUUAUUGGGCAGGGGGAGGGGGAGGGCACAGGCAAGAAGAGAUUCACAGUGUCCUGGGGUAAGGGGGGGUUCACAGUAAUCAUGGUCUACUCCUCUUUCCGUGGCUGGGGGUAGACUUAAUAAAGAGAGAAAUUCAA
Messenger RNA from Homo sapiens (human), 3171 nucleotides. RefSeq names its product protein phosphatase 2 regulatory subunit B'beta (gene PPP2R5B). Gene Ontology annotation, molecular function: protein phosphatase regulator activity. Lineage: Eukaryota; Metazoa; Chordata; Mammalia; Primates; Hominidae. Gene Ontology annotation, cellular component: protein phosphatase type 2A complex; cytoplasm. Gene Ontology annotation, biological process: signal transduction. The transcript has 13 exons. The coding region runs from base 1047 to 2540 and encodes 497 amino acids. The record is from RefSeq and is a predicted model, not a curated record.